This is a messenger RNA of Ectocarpus sp. CCAP 1310/34, 2615 nucleotides long. The record is from the annotation of a GenBank genome assembly. Lineage: Eukaryota; Phaeophyceae; Ectocarpales; Ectocarpaceae.
GGUACAGGCAGUAGUAUCACGAGCAAACUACUCCUGCAGCAGGAAGUACUUUUAUCGAGACGAAGAAAAUAAAGCUGGAAUGAGCAAUGGAUACCGCAAGGAGCAACACAGGAGGUGGAAGCGCGUUCGCCAGCGAUAGUUCUACAAACCUGGCAACCGUGAUCAAAGGCCUCAAGAAAUUCGACGGAAAGGACCCAGCUGAGUUCAAGACAUGGAUGAAGAAAUUCUGCGUGGUGUUAGGCGUGACCAGGAAGGACAUCCUGUCCACUACUGAAGAAACAAAGGAAGCCAGAUCGCGCAGACACAGGGGCCUUCGACUCCUACACAAGGGCAAACGAAGAUCUCUACGCCAUUCUUUUCCUCCUAGUGGAACUUCCAGCCGCCUUGUCGAUACAGAAGCACGAAGACGACACUGGCAUCAGCGGCGACGGACAAGCUGCCUUCGAGGAGCUCCGCAACAACUAUAACAGGGUAACGGACGAGGUCAUUAGGGUCAAGAUGGAGGAGCUGGAGAACAACCCCAUGAACCCUGGUGAAAAUCCAGACGACUACUUCAACCAGAAGCACCCACUUUGCGUCCAGCUGGAUAAGAUGGGAGAACCCAUCUCCGACCGCCGCUUCAAGGACAUCUGCGUACAGGGCUUCUCCGACGAAUAUGAAGACGUCAAACUGAUGCUGUUCAGGGACCCAACCUUCAACGUCCUGGACAUGCAGUCCACCAUGCGCAACAUCUAUUUGGACGAACAAUCGCGCAAGGGAUGGAAGGGACGCAUAGCUGGUCGAGGAUUUGCCAUGGCAACGACCGCGUCUGACAUCAUCUGCCACAGCUGCUACGAGCCGGGGCACAUCAGGAGGAACUGCCCCAAGAUCAAGAACAGGGCGAAGAAGAAAACGAAGCCCGCCGGAGCUACCAAGUGGUGCUCCAAGCACAACACCACGUCUCACUCGGACGAGGAAUGCUACCAGCAANCACAAGGAGGAAAGUGCCCGGAAGACACCAAGGACUCAAGUAAAGCAUUCACCCCGUGCUCCGACUGCACUCACUGCUCGUCGACCUGCAACAAGCACGACUCAAACAAUGAAGUGACAGUUGUCGACUUCACCCGGGACGAGGACGCCUUCGACAGCGGCUUCAUGUUCGCCACGUGUUCCCGCAUCUCAGGACGCAACUUCGCCGCGAGCUCCACCGGGGUAGGACUGCUGGUAGACACGGGAGCAUCGGCGACCAUGUUUGACAAUCGCCUCAUGCCCGACGGAAACCUUCACGAUUACACUCAGCGAAACUCUCCAAAGGUCGUCGACGUGGUCGGAGAAAGCCAACUUACAGGCAAGGCCACGGGCAUCCUACCCUGCACCGUCAAGGACAAUUGCGGACAGCAAUUGCGCGUGCGGAUUCAGGGACUCGUCGUUCCGGGGCUUGGUCGCAACAUUUUUUCGCCCACCUUCCUCCUGAAGAAGGGAUUGCGCUGCGUCGUCGAAGAGAGCACUCCGCACCUCACUAUCCAAGGCAAGGUGAUUCCACUCACACAAUUAUCCGCGAGACCAAGGCAUGUGCACCCUCGACAUCACGAGGCUUGGACAUCUCAAUGCUCGGAGCCUGGACAUCCUUCGGNUUAUCCGCGAGACCAAGGCAUGUGCACCCUCGACAUCACGUUCGAGCAGAACGUCCAGCCAUCUGGCACGAAAUCCCUCGUGCCCCACCAGAAGCAGUCACAGACCCACACGGCGAACGCCGUCUGCUUUACGCUAGUGAGCGCGGACACCUGGCACAGGAGGCUUGGACAUCUCAAUGCUCGGAGCCUGGACAUCCUUCGGAAGGACACGGGUACCGGGGUGGACUAUCGCGACAGUCUCUCCCCUUGCGGGGUCUGCCAGAUCGCGAAACACAAGCAGUCCCCCCACCCGAAGCAAUCGACUCGCGAACUAUCACGGCCUGGACAGCUAAUGGUCAUCGACAACAUGGGGCCUGUUAAUCCACCUGCGAAAUAUUUAGGAGGCUCAUUCCUGUACGCGUGCAAUCACCGACGACUACACGAAGAUGAAAGAAGUGUACCAGCUUCGCAAGAAAUCUGACACGACCGAGGCGGUGCACACGUACAACAUGUGCGUCGCAGCGGCAGGAGGCUACCGGAUCGAGACCAUCCGCUGCGACAAGGGAGGCGAGAACACCGGAUCCGAAUNUACAACAUGUGGGGCGCAGCGGCAGGAGGCUACCGGAUCGAGACCAUCCGCUGCGACAAGGGAGGCGAGAACACCCGAUCCGAAUUGCAGGACUACUGCAAGAAUUCAGCUAUCAAGCUGGAAUACGCCGCCACCAACACCGCUAAAAAUUUUGGUGGAUCGGAACGGGACGGACAAACCCUGGCCGGAGUCACCCGGUGUCUUCUGAAGGAUGGAGAUUUUCCGCCGUCCAUGUGGGGGAAGUAAAUGCUGACUGCAGCACACCUGUUGAAUAGGCCCCCGCACUCAGCACUGGGGGGAGCUACGCCAUACUCGAAGCUGCACAAUUAAGUCACCUGAUCUCUCGGGACUUCGGGUCAUUGGAGCGCGUGCCUUUGUACACCACGAGCGAUACCGAAAGAAGCUGGACGACAGAGCUUUCGAAGGCAAGCUUU